This is a messenger RNA of Chelmon rostratus (copperband butterflyfish), 2199 nucleotides long. RefSeq names its product dynein regulatory complex subunit 1 homolog (Chlamydomonas) (gene drc1). The record is from RefSeq and is a predicted model, not a curated record. Gene Ontology annotation, biological process: regulation of cilium movement; axonemal dynein complex assembly; cilium-dependent cell motility. NCBI's taxonomy places the organism in Eukaryota, Metazoa, Chordata, Actinopteri, Chaetodontiformes, Chaetodontidae. The transcript is spliced from 15 exons. Gene Ontology annotation, cellular component: axonemal dynein complex; axoneme. The coding region runs from base 1 to 2199 and encodes 732 amino acids.
AUGGAAGAAGUUGAUAAGGAUCCACAAGAGGUGUCUGAACCGUCUGUGUUGCCCGAAAAUCAGGAGGCUAAAAACGGGGUCUCCUUGCAGGAUGCUGAGGAAGACCCCAGUGUGGAGGUCAAUGAGGAGUUCAAGGAGAAGGAGAGCCAGCCUCAAGAAGAGAAGGAGGUGGAGGAAAGUGAAAAGCUGAUCCCUUCUCAGAGGAUAAUCAACCUGAAGAGAGAUUUGCUGACAUUGGUGACCAACGUCCAAACUGCAGCUGAUGCCAAAGAGUCGAUGCGAAGGACAGAGGUGGAGAAAGCUCGAAGCCUUCGAUUGGAGAGGCUGGAGAAUGAUUUAAAAUCCAGCCAGGAAAAAUUUGAGGAGAUCACCAGAGGGUGGUCGAUAGCUAAGCAGAAAGUGAUCCCUCAGGAGCUGCAGGAGGCCCUGAACCACCAGCAGCAGUUAUGUGCAGCUCUAAUAGGAGACAAGAAAAAACUCAUAAAUGACCUGCAACAGGAGUUAAAGGUUGGAGAUGAUCAUUAUGUUAAGGACUUGAGGAGGCAGGCAGAGGAGCUGGACCUGAUGAUGGAGAGGAUGGAGGACCAGAUCAAAACCCUGACAAAGGCCUACAGGGAGGAGCUGGCCCAGAUGGAGAGAGUUUAUCACCAGGAAAAUGAAGUCCUACUAAAAAGAGACAUGGCUGAAUGGGAGCAAUGCAUGAAGGAACUUUUGGACAAGGAGCUGGAGUGGCUGAUGCAGAGGGAGAAGAAAGUGGAGGAGUACGAAGCCACGAUUCACAAUGCGACGUUGGAAACUAUUGAAAAGUACAGCAUCGUCCAGAUGGAACAGAAAGAAAAGCUUCAGGUUCAGGAGAGACAGACUCAACAGUUAAAAGGCACCUUGGUAUUUGCAAAGCUAAAACUAAUGAGGACGCUGGAUGAGAAACAAUUACACAGCUUCAACCUGGCCCAAAUGAAGAGCAGGAUCAUCAGGUGUCUGCAGAAAGAGAUGAAAAACCUGACGGCUAAGUGCGCCAGUCAGGAGAAAGAGUUUACAAAGAGGAGCCGGUAUUUGUCCGAGUACUACAAACGCAACAUCCAGCAAUAUGAACACAUGCUGACGAAAAUCAAACACUUUGCAGCCACUGACGUCAGAAAAUUUGAGGACAUGUGGCUCACGCUUGAAGCAGAGGUGAAGCAACUAGUGGAGAGGGCUCUGGUCAGUGACUUGCUGAUCUGCAAGCAGCACCUUGGUUUAGCCUGGGAUCGACCUCCUAUGCCGUUCAUGGAGCUCUCCGGUCCCAUUCAGCCUAAGUCACAGGCCGUCUCCCAGUUGUUUCAGACCGGGCAGGCUGUACGGUGUAGUCCGAGGAUGAUGGAUGCUUCAGUUGGGCCUAGGCUGGAGACUGACACUGAGAACAUGGAUGCAGAAAUGUACAAGAAAGGGACAGCGGUGCAGAGCGAGAGUGGUGCAGAGGUGGAAGAUGGGAAGUUGUCAACUGAGACGCUGAAGAAAGUGAUGGAGCUGCUGUGCAAUGAGGCGGGCUUCCUGAUGGGGGAUAAGCUCCUGAACCUGCUGGCUCCCCUGGAGAAGGAGGACCAGACCGUUGUGAAGCUGGCCUCCCUCCUUUGUUCUUUUGGCAUUGAAGAGGAGGAUCUGCCCAAGUUGGCUCAUUUCUUAUUAAAGUACAAACAUCAGGAGACAGGGCAGACUGAGGAUGUUUGCUUUGAGUCGGCUGAAUCCGGAGAUAAGGCAGAGGAAGUGGAGACCAACUCUGAACCUCCUCUGACGUCUGAAAUGAUUGAUCCGAACCAUGUUGUGCCUGCUCUAAAAAGUUUCCUCAAGCAGCUCACAAGGUCCAGGGAGAGCUCAGCCCGUCGACGUCCCAGUCUCUGGCAUGUAGCAGCCCGGGACUCUUCAGAGGAUGAGGCCUACUGGGAGAGUAUGGGCAACAUAAUCUCUGAGGACAAACUGGACCUCUGGGAUGCAGCGGAGAACGCUCUGAAGCAGUACCACGAGGUCCUGACAGAGAUCUCUGAGCUCAUCCCUGAGACUCAGAGUCUGGAGCAGCAGAACAGAGAGCUGCAGAUGCUGCUGCAGCUGUUUCUCAACAUAAGGGUAUGUCUGUGGAGUUUUGUUGUAUGUAUGUUUUCCAGAUAUUCAGUGAGGGUGAGGAACUUUCCUGAGACUACUACAGAAAACAAGUACAAACAGUAA